Messenger RNA from Apiotrichum porosum, 1812 nucleotides. It is a transcript of the gene LSB5, whose product is annotated as putative actin patch assembly and actin polymerization protein. The record is from RefSeq and is a predicted model, not a curated record. Bases 1 to 1812 code for a protein of 603 amino acids. Gene Ontology annotation, biological process: actin cortical patch localization; actin filament organization; endocytosis. Gene Ontology annotation, molecular function: ubiquitin binding; phosphatidylinositol binding. Gene Ontology annotation, cellular component: actin cortical patch. NCBI's taxonomy places the organism in Eukaryota, Fungi, Basidiomycota, Tremellomycetes, Trichosporonales, Trichosporonaceae. The transcript is spliced from 3 exons.
AUGUCCAAGGCUGGCGGCUACUUCCGCACGGGCAUGUCCUUUGUCGACAAGCUUGCUGGCGAGAAGCCACACUCUUCCAUCACCGACUGGGUGGAGGUCCUCUCGUCGGACAGGUACGAGGAGCUGUCGCUGGACGGCAUCCCCGAGCUGGUCGAGAGCAUCAACCUGCAGCGCGACGUGGGCACGACCGAGGCCGCGCGCGCGAUUAGGAAGAAGCUCAAGUAUGGAAACGUGCAUCGCCAGCUCCGUGCCCUCGUCAUCCUCCGCGCCCUUACCGAGAACGCCGGCAAGGGAUUCCAGCACAACUGGGCCGACAGCCAGAUCCUUGAGCGUCUCGAGACCAUGGCCACGGACUCGCUUCUCGACCCCAAGGUGAAAAAGCGCCUCAUCCUCGUGUUCCAUGCCUGGUCGCUGCACUAUGCGGUAGGUUACUUCGAUCCCAUCAAUGCGGUGCUAACCUGUCAGGAUGACCCCCGCAUGUCUACGGUUGCUGGCUUGUACAGGAAGUACCACGGCGGACCUGCUACGCGUCACGCAACCGUUGUGCCUGCUGCCAAGGACACAUCGACAACAUCUGCGGCUCCCGAGACUCCCUUCAGCGACCCGUUCUUUGACCACAGCUGGGAGCCCGCUGCUGGUCAGCGCGGCGCCGACACGUACACGGACCUGGCGUCGGCCAAGGCCGAUGCCGAGGAACGCAAGCGUGAGCGUGAGGCGCGCAUCGCUUUGGAGCACCGUGAGGCGGAGAUUGAACGCCGUGAGCGUGAUCUCAAGCGCAAGCAGGAGAUGGCAACUGUCGAGGCUCGCCGCAAGCGUGAGGCAGAGGAGGAGGCCGAGCGUCGACGCGUCGCCAAGGAGACGCGCAAGAACCAGGCCAAGCAGCCCAAACGCCCCACGUUCAACUUUGACAAGGAAAAGCCCAAGAUCAUGGUCGUGGUCGCCGACGCGCUGCAGGCUGCCAACUCGCUCAUCAACUCGUGCCGUCUCAUCAACCGCGAGGUCGAGAAUGUUACAGAGUCGCCUCGCGUGCAGGACAACCUCGACAAGGCCAAGGCUGCCCGUCGCCAGGUUAUCCGCUUCAUUCAGCUCGUCACUGACGAGGACACUCUUGGCACGCUCAUCGACGCCAACGAGAGGAUUGUCGUGGCCAUCCAGCUGUACGACAAGCUGUCCAAGCCCGCGGCACUCGACUCGGACUCGGACCACGAGAAGGACCCCAGGGCCGCCGAGGACGCCCAGCAGGUCGAGCGUAUCCGCCAGCGUCUCGCGGCGUCCAAGCUCGAGUCGCAGCGUACGGGCGAGCUUGAGGCUCUCCAGGUGGCCCAGAAGGCUCAGUCAGUCAAGGCUGCGGCUCGUCGCACAAACACGGCGGACACGUCCCGGAGCGGCAAGGCCCCUGCGUCAGGCGUCAUGGCCGACCUGCAGGACCUCGACUUUGGCUCCAUCUCCAACACCCGUGCCGGCAACUUGCCCCCGCCUAUGCGUCCCGACUCGGAUGCUGGCAGCUACGAGGGAGGUUCGCUCUCCGACUUUAGCGAGUACGAUUCGAGCGAGGACGAGUGGCAGCAAAAGCACAGUCGCCAAACCUCGCGCCAGUACGACUACGACUCGUAUACGAACAAACACGCCUCGGGCUCGGGUGCUGCCUCGUCGUCGCGCCACCCCGACCCCGCGGCGUACGCUGCCCUCGACGACGAUGGAGCCGGCUCCAAGGGUCUGCUCGACCCCAACGACCCCUUCGGCGACCCCUUCGCGGACGAGAACGAUACGCCCAAUGUCGAGAAGGUACGCAUGGAGUGGGCUGCCAUCUAG